Penicillium vulpinum is the source of this 1815-nucleotide messenger RNA. RefSeq names its product ferric reductase family protein. The record is from RefSeq and is a predicted model, not a curated record. Lineage: Eukaryota; Fungi; Ascomycota; Eurotiomycetes; Eurotiales; Aspergillaceae. Gene Ontology annotation, biological process: copper ion import; iron ion transport; intracellular iron ion homeostasis. Gene Ontology annotation, cellular component: plasma membrane. The coding region runs from base 1 to 1815 and encodes 604 amino acids. The transcript has 5 exons. Gene Ontology annotation, molecular function: ferric-chelate reductase activity.
AUGGGUGUCGAACUCGAAGGAAAUGGCUCGGGGGAGCGGCCUAUGAACCCGACGAUUGCGGUCCCUCUGUUCGCUGUUGCCGGACUGAUAGCAAUGUUAUUUGUCUGGAAAACCGUCAUUCGCAUCCGACAUCGUCGACGAUCAAAGGCGGCACGGGAAGAAGCCGACCAGACGCAACUGUGCCGGACAAAUCGGUUCACUGCGGCCCUGAAAAAGCAUUUGCUAUAUGCUCCGAUAUGGGGCGAUCGUCAUAGUCGCGAGUUCCGCAUGUUUAGGCUUCAUAUGGGGUCCUUACCGCUACGACUAGAAAUGAUUUGCCUGUUGAUCUAUCUCAGCUUAAAUCUAAUUUUCAUUAUUGUCACAGUCGACUGGUGGAGAAGUGAUUACCCCGAGAAAAUGUUCCAGCUCAAAUACUCCGCGGGCCAUCUGGCAGUCAUGAAUACGCCAGGCUUAGUCCUAGCCGCAGGACGGAACAAUCCGUUGGUUCAACUGUUAGGUAUUUCGUUCGAUACAUUCAAUUUCAUGCAUCGUUGGGUGGGACGUGUGAUCGCAGCCAACGCAGUCAUUCACAUGAGCGCCGUGCUGGCCAGUCAGGCUUAUAUGUACGGCAAGGACUAUAUUAUGUAUACUAUGUGGCAACAGAGGCUUUAUACGUGUGGCCUUCUGGCCAUCCUUGGAUUCCUUUGCAUUUUCAUUCAAUCUCUGUCGCCGGCGCGACAUGCUUUUUACGAAUUGUUCCUUCACCUGCACAUAGCCCUGGCAGUAUUCUCCUUUGUGGCGCUUUGGUAUCACCUGCAACACCUGUUACAACAACGUGUGCUUCUUGGCACCUUGAUCCUGUGGGGACUCGAUCGCGCAGGUCGACUUGGAAUACUACUUUGGAGAAAUCUUAGCUCAAAACCUACAACUGCCACAGUCGAGAUUCUGCCUGGAUCUGUUGCUCGCGUUGAUGUGGCCGUGGCUCGGGCAUGGCGCUUCCGUCCUGGCCAGUAUAUGUACCUCUAUAUGCCGUGUCUGGGCCUGUGGACAUCACAUCCCUUCACAGUUGCGUGGUCGUCGACAUCGGAGCCAUUUGAUGCGAGCGAAAAGCGCGGCUCGGGUGACUCUUUAAAGAAUCUUAUCGGAGGCUCGCCCACUACAAAAAUGUCCAUUCUGAUCAAGGGCCAAGACGGAUUCACGAAAAAGUUGCUCCGGAAGGUCGAAGACUCCCCUGAAGGACGCAUUCAGGCUAUGGCAUUAGCGGAGGGGCCAUUUGGUGGUAUCCAUUCUCUCGCUUCAUAUGGUACUUUACUGUUGAUAGCUGGAGGAAUCGGCAUUACCCACCCAAUGUCAUAUUUGAACGAGGUUAUCGCUACAUUCACCGAGCAAAAAAUAGCUACUCGCAAGGUGCAUCUGGUCUGGGUCAUCCGCAGUCUAGACCAUCUCACUUGGAUUCAAACUUUCAUGGCCGACAUACUAAACCACGAAUCCCUAAUUGGCCCAAUAAGCACGAACGGGCACCCAUACUUCCAUUUCCCACGACUCCUCCUCUCCAUCACCCUCUACGUCACAGCACAUAAGGACACCGUCGAGGAAUACAUACCACAGCCAGAUUUGCCAUGGAUGAAAUGCGCUCCGCCCACUGUACCGGUCAGCAUAUACUACGGCAAGCCUUGUAUGCAAUCUGUGCUAGAAAAAGAGAAAGCAGAGCAGGUUGGUGCGAUGGCGGUUAGCGUCUGCGGUCCUGGUGGCCUGGGCGAUAGUGUGCGGGAGGCUGUUAGAAAUGUACAAGGGGAAAAGACAGUUGAUUUGUUUGAAGAGACAUUCUCAUGGUAA